Sycon ciliatum is the source of this 1854-nucleotide messenger RNA. Its product is annotated as peroxiredoxin-like 2A. The transcript is spliced from 6 exons. The record is from RefSeq and is a predicted model, not a curated record. Gene Ontology annotation, molecular function: antioxidant activity. NCBI's taxonomy places the organism in Eukaryota, Metazoa, Porifera, Calcarea, Leucosolenida, Sycettidae.
AUUUUGAAAUCAUCUUCAAAUAAAAAGUACAUGUUCGCGCUCAGCAACAAAACGCCAGUUCUCUACAAGUCAGUUACACCUCUCUCCUUGCUCAUGUGGAGGAAGAGAGCGCUUGCUUUCACCUCUCUGUGCAUCGGAGUUGCUGCUAUCUCCUAUUAUUGCCCGUAACUGCUGCCACCUAGUUCAUCUUUCUAACCAGCUAAUGUUGGCUUACCAUUUGCUGGCCAGUCCGUGUCGUUCUGCUGUGUCACUGCGUGGUGUCGGCAUCGCCCACAGGCUGCUGCAAACCGACAUGGCCUCUGGACAGAAAUCCCCCACUGCCGAAGAGCUGGCCAAAGUUGAGCUCAAAACGCUAGAGGAGCCAACCCGCGCCUUCCCUGCUGGCGAGCUUUGGGAGAAGACCGGUGCCGUCAUCAUGGUCAUCCGCAGAACCGGAUGAUCUUUGUGCCGCGAGGAGGCUGCUAGCCUGGCCUCGCUGAAGCCCACCUUCACUGAAGCUGGGGUUCCGUUGUACGGUAUUGUGCAUGAGCACAGACCCACCGACGUCAACGACUUCAACAAGCACUUCCAGAGUGAGAUUUUUCUCGAUUCCGAGAAAACAUUCUACAAUGGACGUUGGGGUAGCCUCACUAACAUGCUGAAGCCCAGCUUCUGGUCUCACUACCGUACUGCCUCUCGCACUUAUCCUGGCAACACUGCUGGAGAGGGGCGACUUCUUGGUGGCCUUCUGGUCCUGGGGCCUGGGGACAAGGGUAUCGUGUUUGAGUAUCGCGAGAAGGAGUUUGGAGACCAUGCACCCAGGCAAGAUAUCUUGGACGCCGUCAUGAAGAUAAAGGGUACUGGUGCGCCAGCCAGUGCAGAAGAGGCGACUCCUGCUCCCGAGGGUGCUGCCACUGCUGCAGCUGCAGCAUCACCAACAGCAGAGACCUAGGAUAUACUGUCUCACAACAGUGUACAUGGCGACACUGUGCUUGUUGGAGCUGCAGUCUUUCCCUACCUUCCGGCUUUUCGUGCACAUGCCCAGCGUGACUGCCUCUCAACUCAUCCCAUCACCAAUGGGAGUUGGGGGCAUGAUAUUAAGCGCUGUCACGUCUGGCCGCUGUUAGUGGUGAGGUCACUAGUUCUAACAGCAGUGCAGCCUUGUACAUAUGUGUGUCCAAAGGAAUAUUCUGUCGUUAUUAUUAUUCUGGCUGUGUUUACAUGGCGGCGUUGUCCUUGUUGGAGCUGCAGUCUUUCCCUACCUUCUGGCUUUUCGUGCACAUGCCCACAGUGACUGCCUCUCAACUCAUCCCAUCACCAAUGGAAGUUGGGGGCACGAUAUUUUAAAGCGCUGUCACGUCUGGCCGCUGCUAGUGGCAAGCCCGCAAGUUCUAACAGCAGUGUAGCCAUGUACAUGUGUAGAUCCAAGGGAAUAUUCUAUCACUAUUGUUAUUAUUCUGGCUGUGUUUUCAGCAAACCUGAUUGUAGUUAUUUUAUUUCUACUUUUUACCUAGACCUUAGAUCUUUCCUGGCCUCUUUGUUUGAGGUAUUGGUUGGCCUCUUGCUCCCCGCUAUUGAGUGCUUGUUGUUUACAUUGUCAACUUUUGUAAUUGUGCAUAUUUGCAUCAUUGUUGGUGAGCUUUUUGUGAGUGCCAAAGUGUUUUGUCGUCGGCUGCUAGCUAGCCUGGCAUUUCAUUUUGUUCUUCGUAUUUGCAGAAUGACACCAACUUUCCUGAAUAAUUGACAAUUUCAUUGCUCUGGCUUUUGUUAUUAAAAUUCACACUUGCAAAUUUCACUGCUGUUGUUCUUGGUGUUAUUUCUCAGAACUUAGGUUUUCUAUAACAGUUCAAUUUUGUAUUAGUGUCCCAAGUUGAA